Messenger RNA from Dreissena polymorpha, 6603 nucleotides. Its product is annotated as tetratricopeptide repeat protein 17-like. The transcript is spliced from 32 exons. Lineage: Eukaryota; Metazoa; Mollusca; Bivalvia; Myida; Dreissenidae. The record is from RefSeq and is a predicted model, not a curated record. Gene Ontology annotation, molecular function: protein binding. Bases 42 to 4013 code for a protein of 1323 amino acids. Gene Ontology annotation, biological process: actin filament polymerization. Gene Ontology annotation, cellular component: cytoplasm; actin cytoskeleton.
UUGGUCGAUUGUAACCGGAAAUGAGCUGUGAAUGAUGGAAAAUGGCAGCUGUGUACGCAGUGUUGACAAUUUUUAAUUUAAUUUUAUCUGAUAUACCAAUUGUAAAAUGUUCAACUCACUGGGUUGUAACUGAGGAUGGAAAAAUACAAUCACAGAUUGACUCUGUGUUCAACAUGAAGCGUCCGUACGAUCUGGUUGCGUUCAUGAAGCAAGAGGACAGGGCAGCCAUGCUUGACAAGCUGAAACAGGAGCUGCUCUCUCGCAAGGAUGAGAUUGACCGGACAGAGGACAGGGAUACUGGUCUAGAGGACAAGUUUUACAAGUCAGACGUUGAUUGUUUGGCUGCGGGCAAGCAGUUACCUGACCUUGACCUCUACAUUAGCACCGUCCUUCCACUAGAGAACAAGGGAAUCAGGCCUGAUGACUAUUUGCCUCCCCACGUGCCUGCCAGUGAUUUGAUGCAGCCAGAUUGCACGUUUUACACGGACCUUGAAUACAGUCCACACGCUUUUGAACACCUCGAGGGAAUGAAAGAUCGUAAGAAAUUGUCUGGUACGCCAGAGCUUGGCCUCAAGAAUGCCAUCACUUAUCAGGAUAACGUUGAUGAGUAUGGGCAUCGUAUCUAUGAAGCAUUUCAGCAGAAUCAGACAUCAUGGGUGCUGUACAACAUGGCUGCAUUUUACUGGCGAAUCAAAGGCGAUCCUUACAAUGUGAUAGAGUGUGUGAGACGGGCACUACAUUACUCUCCACGCCACCAGAAGGAUGUAGCACUGAUCAGUCUCGCAAACGUCUUACACCGAGCCCAGAAAUCCAACGAGGCGGCCAUUGUGGUUCACGCCGCACUCGACAUCUCCAAGGAACUCAAUGUGAACCAUUUCACACUGGGAAAUAUUUAUGCUGUUCUUGGGGAGUACAACAAGUCUGUGAUAUGUUUUGAGAACACCCUGAAGAUCCAGCCGGACUUUGAGGCGGCUGCUCGGAGAAUGCAUGCUGUGCUGUGCCACGCUAAACUGGAGAGUGCUCUGGAGGCUCAACAUAGGUCCCUACAGCGGACCCUUAACGACCUGAAGGACUACCAGAAAAAGCAUGACCACUGGCAGCAGCAGAACGACAAGCUGCUUGCGGAGCAGGUGCCUGUGGAGGUGAAGGUAGCCCAGCACAUGGCUUAUGAGGAGCUCAAGAUUAAAGAGAUCUCAACCGAUAUAGAAACAUCACAAAAGCUGCUCAGAACUGCUCACAUUCUUUCAGUCUCAGGAGAGUACUGCAGAAUGGGUGACCGCGAUGGCAAGCAGGUGCUCAUGUGUUCCUGGGGCAAAAAGAACGAACCUGCAGUGAAGAUGGACCUGGCAACCGCCACCCUGCCUAGCAACACUGAGAAUUCCAAGAUCGAGAAAUCCAGCCUUGAGGUCAAUGACUCCGGUGCCAAGGACUAUACGAGACCUGUUCGUGCGCGGAAAUACACGUUUGAGACUGUUAAGGCCCCCAGGUUUCAGGGAGUGACCCCUACACACCUGCAGAAGAGCUGGCCCUCCAAGCAGGAGUGUGACCUCCAUGUGCACAACAGCCCGCCUGACCCUCGCAACCUCACGUCCACCUUCCUGUGUCCCACAAACAAGGGAUACGAGGUGAAGCCCCUCCUCACAGAGGCACUGGGGCUCAAGGUGGGGGAGGAGCACCCAUUACCAUGGUACCCACCGGUCUGCAACAACCUGCUCGACAUCCCAGAGGGCAACUCCAAGUCCUACGACCACGUGCCCUCCAUGCAUCUCGACCAGAGAAAAAACAUUCCUCAGAAGCUGGUGGAUAAUACACACACUGAUUACCUGCUUGAACACGUCAACAAUGGGAAGGUGACAAUUGAGGAGCUGGGUCAAAGGAUCUUGUCAGGACUAAAACAGAACUCUGGCCCCAAAUGGAUUCUGUUCAACCUGGCGGGGCUGUACUGGAGAAUAAUCGGUAACAACUUCCACGCGGUUGAGUGUUUCCGCCGGUCCAUCUACACGGCCCCGGAAGAUGUGCAAGACGUCCCAGAAAUCAACCUCGCCAAUGUGCUGUACAGGUGGGGUCGCUACGAGGACGCGAGAGCCAUUGUCCGGGAAUCUAUGAAACUGAGCGUAUAUGAGCCAGCCACAAACUUCCUCAUGGGAAACCUAGAAUGGGCCCUGAAGAACUACUCGGGCGCCAUAUACCGAUACGAGCAAGCACUAGAGGCAGACGAGAGCUACCCAGAACUGCUCAACACCCUACGGGCUCUCAAGUGCUACCUGAAAUACCUGCAGCCCCAACAAUCUGCUGCUCCAAUCGAGGAAAAUGGUGAGGAGAAAUGCGUAAUGGAGACACGAAAUCGUAACAAACAAGGCAAACCCAGCCCUGUCCAGUGCGGCUGCCAGGCUUGCUGCAACAGCUGCUGUGGCAGUUCAUGUCCCCAGCCUCGGGGUCCCAAUGAACCAGCUAUCCCCAAUCUCUCACCUAGGGAGGAGGAAUUGCUCAGAAGAGAUAUCAAUGCGGCGGAUUUGGAGUCCAGGAUGUUACAGGCACACGAGGUCCGUGUUGAGGACUUCCUGGGCACGCAGUCAUGUGACACUGAGGACUGCAAGAACCUCAAAGUGCAGAUGGUAGUUGUAGAUUAUAUGGAGUGUUUAGUUCCUCUACAGCCACAGACCGGUGGCCAGUCGCCCCACAUCAAACUGGAGUACAUCAACGGACAGCUGUACCAGAAACUGAUCUUUGCCCCCUCGCCUAAUGAGCUCACGGUACAGCCAGAGGACUGCGUCUUGUUCAACGACGGCACAAGGUCGGAAGGUUGCUCGCGGGCAGAAUUUGCGGCCUAUAUGGAAAAGUUAAAAGCCGGUGGAGAGCGCACAGAAUCCGUGACCUUGUUCAUCAACGGUCAGCUGACUAAGAUUUUGCCCCUGAGUGGGGCCCAGGGGGCGGGGCCUGGAGCUGAACACCUUCACAUUCACCUGGACAGUAGAACCAUGGGUGUGAGCCUCAACCCUGUGAACAGGCCAGGGGGCGCAGCCUGUGACAAGGGAGAGGACUCUACACAGAUCUCCAUGCUGGAUAUCAGUGACGAGGAAGAGGAGUUAGAGGACCUUGACCCGGUCAGGAGUGUGGCCGGACCCCCGGUAGCCCCACCCCCUUUUCAGGACGUGGAGGGUGAGGGUAAUACCCGCCCCUCUGGUGACCAAGGAUCUGUAAGCAAGAGGCGGAAGGAGAUCCGACAGCUUCCAGAGUCUGCUAUACCAGACAUGAGGAAGUAUGCAUUGAAGAGACAGCGCCUAGCAACGCCGUCUGCCGCCGAGUGCAAGAGUCUGCCUCACAUUGACCUCAGUCAGUUUACAAGUACCUGGCUGUCAUUGUCAGUGAAAAAUAUCAGACUGGGUCAGCACCUGGACCUGCGUGAGAACAUCCCGCGUAAGGACCUCCAGCAACCAGUCUGCGCGUACAAGGUGCCUCCUCAGCCCCUCGUGGACAGCCUGCCAGGGGUCAAACACAAGAAUGAGCUCGACUAUCAACCAGAAGUUGGUUUGCGAACGGUCCUACAGAAGAGCACUGCCCAGGCUCAGUCAGUGGAGGUGAUGGGGGCCAGGAUUGCACGCGCCCUUGCCAAGAACGAGACCUCCUGGGUGCUUACCAGUCUGGCCGCGCUGUACUGGCGUGUGAGGGGCCAGGCAGGCAGGGCCAUUGACUGCCUGAGGGUGGCGGUCCACACUGCCCCACGCACCUGCAAGGACGUUCCCAUGAUGAGUAUUUCCAACAUGCUCCACAGAUCGGGCUACAUCAACGAUGCCAUAGUUCUGGCUGGGCAGGCAAUGGAGGUAUCUCCCAACCUGGUGGUGGGACAUUUCAACAUGGCCAACAUGUUUGCAGUGAAGGGGCAAUGGGAUCUGGCAGCCAUGUUUUACGAGUCCACCCUAGGUCUGCAGGCAGAAUUUGAACCUGCAAAAGUGCGACUGAAGAUCGUGCAAUGUCGGAAUGUUGUGCAACCACCUCCUCCUCAACUGAGCUAGCUUGCAAUGUGUUGAGCCUCAUUCUGUGAAACCUUGGGUAAAUGCAUGUGAAUAAAGUGUUGUCACAGUCCACACAGGCUUAUUAUAAGGGACAACUAUUUUGGCUUAACUAGACUUUUGGUUAGAAGAGACUUCGUUUAAAGCGAGAUUAUAAGAUUUUUAAUGUGUUAAUUGUAAUAUAUUGAUAAAAUAUGUUACAAUAACACAAAAUAGGCAAGAAAAAUUAUUGAUUGAAGACGAAUUUCAUAAAAUGCAGCAAAAACAAAUUAGCGCCCCAAGCUGAUUGUCACAAAGAUAUUUCGUACAUAUUUUCCUACAAUAACCGUAGCAUUCGUGAUUUUAGUUAGUGUUCGUGUCGUAUGAAAAGAUAUCCUUGCAGGAAUUUUAAAUGAACCGUUCAACUAAAUUUAGAUUCAAUUCGUACAUGCAUGAUUUACAUGCUGGCUAAUUUGACUGUUCAGACAUUUUCAAUUUCAGAAUUAAAUAGCUGGCUUAUUUUGCAUUUUUCGACAUAUGUUUUUCUUAACUUUUAUUUUAAUUUUUAUUCAAAUAUAUGUUUAAUAAGUUUUUUACACAUUUUAUAUAAAUUAAUAAAUAUUUGACAUAAUUGUAUAAUCUCGCUUUAAAACAAAAAUUUCCAUAAAAGCACUAUCAUCACUGAUAAGCCUUUGCAGAUUUCACAUGCUAAUCUGGUUUGACACCUUACGCACAUGUAUUAAGUACAGCUUUCCCAGAACAAGGCACAUUUUGUUGUGAAUAAAUGCUUGUCAUUUAAAAUGAAUGGAUCUCAAGUUUCUAUAGUGAAAACAAAAAUGAGCCUGUUGAUGAAAUCAACAUGCUGGGUAAAUGCUUGUGCUUUAGUUUAACCUUGGUAGCACUCUACAAGUUACAUUUAUAGUUCAUUCUUAAUGAAGCUUGUUCAGAACCUUUGGUCAAAUGAUAUCUUGGGCUGCACAGAACAGGUUAGUUCCUUUGUAUCUCAGGUUAGCAACUUUUGGAAUUUCAGGCCCUCUUGUUUUUUAAUGCCCUUUGUCAUAAUUGUGGCAGGAGGGUAUAUUUGGUUUACCAUGUCAGUAUUUAUGUGUGUGUUAAAAACAGUUUGUAUGCAUGUAUACGUGGGUAUUAAAGUGUCUGGUACAUUUUCCAUUUACCACUUAGAUACAUAUUUUUAAUGCAUUUGUAGUCCCUUAGAAAGUUAUAUUUAAUUAAAUACCUUUCUUACUAAAUUCAAGUUUUUAAGGCUUCAUCUCCAAACCUUAGAUACUGAUGAGCAGCAAAUAGCAUAAAACCUGAACAGACUGCGAGUUACUGGCAGGCUGUUUUGGUUUUAUGCUGUUUGCACAUAGCCAUUUUCAUGUUGCCUCUAAGUGGGAAAGGGUUAUGCUGUGUAUGAUGGGAUUUCAAAAUUAAUUGGCACAUAUUAUCAUCAUAUCAUGUUUUUGAAAUCCCAAUAAUUAUUUUUUGACUUGUAUUGCCUGCAUUUGUUUUAAUAAUUUGUGAGAGAGAGUUAUUUUUAAGACUGACAAAAGUAUUUAUUUUGGUGGAAAUACUAAUCUAUGAUUUGUCUUCAGAAUUUUUAUGAUUUGGCCAAGACAAGUCAGUCUAUGUGAUGACCAACAAGAGAUCAUCAAUGGGAAAUGUAUAGUUUUUAAGUUAGAGCUUUUAGCUACGUUUAUAUGUGUGCAGAAUAUGAUAGGUAUCUCUUGAUUUUAAAAUAAACGCUUUUUAACAUAAUGGUAACAGAUUGAUGAUCUCUUGUUUGCAAAGGCCUUGAAAAUAACACAUUAAAUUGGAGUGUGGGCUCUUAUAAUGAACAAGAUUUUCGUUUUGGUCAUCACAUAGACUGAUUCAAGCAACAUUAGUAAAAUGUUUUCUCAAUAGAGAAAAUCAUGGAUAUGUAUUUUUUUAACAAAGAGAUAGCUAGGAGUGAUGUCAUGUUUGACUAAGGAUUUUAAGGGCUUAUUGCCAAGAGAAUUUUCAUGAUUGUGUAUAUCUUAUAUUUCAUGGCAAACUCUUGUUUCCCCAAAUACGAAGGCUAUUGAAAUGUCAAAGUAACAUUAACACACAAAAUCAACAAAUAUUUUGCAAAAUAUUUCGUAAAAUAAAAUUAAACCAUAAAAAGUUAGUGUGCCUUAUGGCAAUAGCCAAAAUUUCAAUGCUAGAUGUUUUAUGGUAGUAAAGAUUUAACAAGAUAAAAAAUGCUCGUUUUUAUUUUUUGUGGCAAAAUAUAGUCCACUUUAAUUUCCCGCAACUAUAUCAAUUCAUACAACACACAAACUAUGACUUGGUAAAUCAACAACAUGUGUUAAAUAUAUUGUCCCACAAAAAAUAUUCAUUGAUUUUGAGUAUUUAUGUUACUUUAAAAGGGUUACUUUAUUUUAUUUAUUGUAUAAUCUUUUAUCUUAUUGGUAUGUUUUCUUUGAAAUUGUUGUUUUGCGAUUAAGUGUUAAUUAAAAAAUGUUGUGUAAUUAUAUUUAUUAAUUUUGUAAAAAAUAAAUAAUUAUCUUUUAAUUACAAAAAAUUGUUUGACAAUUGGUAUAUUGGCAUUUUGCAAGCAUACAGAUCAUUUAAAUAAAAUGUAAAAAGAAGA